Messenger RNA from Otolemur garnettii (small-eared galago), 1642 nucleotides. Its product is annotated as leukocyte immunoglobulin-like receptor subfamily A member 6. Gene Ontology annotation, biological process: cytokine-mediated signaling pathway. Gene Ontology annotation, molecular function: inhibitory MHC class I receptor activity. The transcript has 8 exons. NCBI's taxonomy places the organism in Eukaryota, Metazoa, Chordata, Mammalia, Primates, Galagidae. The record is from RefSeq and is a predicted model, not a curated record. Bases 1 to 1440 code for a protein of 479 amino acids.
AUGACUCCCACUCUCAUGGCCCUGCUCUGCCUUGGGUUGGGUCUGAGCCCCAAGACCCACGUGCAUGCAGGUACCCUCCCCAAACCUACCCUCUGGGCUGAACCAGGCAAUGAGAUCCCCUUGGGGAGCCCCGUGACCAUGUGGUGUCAGGGGACCCCAGAAGCCCAGGAAUACUAUCUGGAAAGAGAGGAAUUCUCAGCUUUCUGGGAGAAAGAGAUACUACCGAAGCCUGGGAACCAGGCCAAGUUCCAAUUCAAACACAUGACAGAGCGCUACACAGGGCGAUAUCGCUGUCUCUAUCGCAGCCCUGCUGGAUGGUCAGAUCGCAGUGAGCCCCUGCAGCUUGAAGAGAGAGGAUUUUAUAUCCCACUCACACUCUCAGCCCUGCCAAGCCCUCUGGUAACCUCAGGAGGGAAGGUGACCCUCAAGUGUGCCUCAUGGGAGAAAUUUGACAAAUUCAUUCUGACUGAGGAAGGAGAUCAAAACCUCUCCAGGACAUUGGACUCACAGCAAACCUCCUAUGGGCAGUUCCAGGCCCUGUUCCAUGUGGGCCCUGUGACCCCCAGCCACAGGUGGACAUUCAGAUGCUAUGGCAGUUAUAGGAAUGUCUCCCGGGAAUGGGUGGGUCCCAGUGACCCUGUAGAGCUCUUGGUGUCAGGUGUGUCUAGGAAGCCCUCCCUCCUCACCAACCAUGGCACUGUCCUGGCAAUUGGACAGAGCCUGACCCUCCAGUGUCGCUCUGAUGUAGGCUACGACAGAUUCACACUGUUCCAGGAUAGUGGAUAUGUCCUCACCCAGCGCCCUGGCUGGCAGCCCCAGGCUGGGCUCUCUCAGGCUGACUUCCCCCUGGGUCCUGUGUGGAGCUCCCACGGGGGUCAGUACCGAUGCUACGGUGGAUACAGCCACUCCUCCGAGUGGUCAGCCCCCAGUGACCCUCUGGAAAUCUUGAUCACAGGAGAGCUACUGGAUAUGCCCUCCCUCUCAGUGCAGCCGGGCCCCAGGGUGGCCUCAGGAGAGGAUGUGACCCUGCUGUGUCAGUCACCAAACACGAUGGACACUUUCCUUCUGAUCAAGGAGGGGGCAGUCAAUCCCCCCCUGCGCCUCAGAUCAAAGCCCAGAGCUGGACAGUACCAGGCUGAAUUCUCCAUGAAUCCUGUGACGUCAGCCCACAGGGGGACUUACAGAUGCUAUGGCUCACCUGGACGUGCCCUCUACCUGGUGUCACUGCCCAGUGACCCCCUGGAGCUUGUGGUCUCAGGAGCACCUGACACCAUCACCCCCUCACAGAAUAAGUCAGCCCAAGCCCCAAACCCCCAGGAUCACACUGUGGAGAAUCUCAUCCGUAUUGGCAUUGCUGGCUUGAUCCUGGUGGCCCUGGGGAUUCUGCUGUUUCAUGAAUGGCACAGCCAGAGAAGCCCCCAAGAUGCCACCAGGAAGUAACUCCAGAGACAGCAAUGCACCAUCCAGAGUGGGAGAGCCUUGGAAGUAACUCUGAUGCUCCCAGGAGGUUCUGGAAGAAAAUCUAUGGUACGUGCUAUCUGGACUGUCUGCUGGUUACUUCUGGAGGGGAGAAUCAUGUUCGAGCACAGGGAGGCUGUGUGGAGUGUGUCUGAAUAGGACAUUAAACCGAUACUUUUCCUCU